UACAGCUAAACAAGGAGGCGCAGCGGCGGCAGUGGCAGCGGCCGCAGCAGCAACAGCAGCAGCAUCUGGGAUCCGGGUGAUUAAAGACUUCGCUCGGGCUUUUUGCUGUACUCUUAGUGUACCCUGGUGUAAUUCGCAUGUCCAAGAAGGAAGCUGCAUUUAACGGUAUGCUGAAUAGGGGUUCGGAGCCUUCCAGCUGGCUGCUUGUUUUGAAAGGGACAAUGUGUGUGAAUAAAUAAAAGGAGAUUGUGUAGGAAGAGUUCAGUGACAAGGAUCCAGAGCUGAAGGAGUCUUCCCGGGAUGUUGUUCAGACAGAUGGUGGGAACUGUAAACUACUCCUGCUUCACUUGGAGUCAAAUGAGUCUGGAUAGCCGAGCUGUCUUUUGCAAACACUGGAUAUAUUCGAGUUAGAAAGGCAGGAGAAAAAAAAAAAGAAAGAAAGAAAGAAAGAGGGAACAUUUCUUCUCUAGAUAAUGUAUAGAGGCUUCUACAUCAGUUCUUGGUCUUGGCUGUAUUCAAAGAAGCUUAUUUCAAAUUUGUGUCUCAAGGUCUGCGAACUUCCAGUUUUAACUCUUUUGUGACUCUAUAUUCCUUUCUUACAUGCCUUGAAAUGGUCACAUGAACUCCUGGGGAGUGGUAUUUGCACCAUAUCACCUUCUAUUCACUAUGGCACUUUAGGAGAUAAUAUUAAAAAGCAAUUUAAAAAUAAUUUUUUAAUUUAAAAAAUGAAUCUUAUUGUGAAGGUUCGAAGAAGCUUUCGAACAUUGAUCCUUCUCUUAGCCACCUUCUGCUUGGUAAGCAUUGUCAUUUCUGCUUAUUUUCUCUACACGGGCUACAAACAAGAGGUGACACUUAUUGAAACCACCGCUGGGGCAGAAUGUGCUGACCUCAACCUUCUACCCUAUCGGUCAAUGGAGUUGAAGACAGUCAAACCUAUUGAUACAUCGAAGACAGACCCGACAGUUCUCUUAUUUGUGGAGAGCCAAUACUCUCAGCUUGGCCAAGAUAUUAUAGCCAUCUUGGAGUCCAGCCGAUUUCAGUAUCACAUGGUCAUUGCUCCAGGCAAGGGAGACAUACCUCCUCUCACUGACAAUGGCAAAGGGAAAUAUACUUUGGUUAUCUAUGAAAAUGUUCUGAAGUAUGUUACUAUGGACUCAUGGAAUCGAGAGCUUUUGGAAAAAUACUGUGUGGAAUACAGUGUUAGCAUAAUUGGUUUUCAUAAAGCCAAUGAGAAUAGCUUACCAAGUACAAAAUUAAAAGGUUUUCCCCUGAACCUUUAUAAUAACAUAGCCCUAAAAGAUUGCUUUGUAAAUCCUCAGUCUCCUUUGUUGCAUAUUACCAAAGCACCAAGGGUUGAGAAAGGCCCACUGCCUGGUGAAGACUGGACUAUAUUCCAAUUCAAUCAUUCAACCUACCAACCUGUUCUCUUAACGGAGUUACAGACUUCAAAGUCCCAUGAAGUUCCCUUGUCUAGCACCAAUCUGUAUGCUACAGUGAUUCAAGAUUUGGGGCUUCAUGAUGGGAUUCAGCGUGUCCUCUUCGGAAACAACUUGAACUUCUGGCUGCACAAGCUCAUCUUCAUAGAUGCCAUCUCUUUCCUGUCAGGGAAGAAACUCACACUGUCAUUGGACAGAUAUAUCCUUGUGGACAUUGAUGACAUCUUUGUUGGCAAGGAAGGAACAAGGAUGAAUGUCAAGGAUGUAAAGGCAUUACUAGAGACUCAAAAUUUACUGCGCACUCAGGUUGCAAAUUUUACCUUCAACCUUGGAUUUUCAGGGAAGUUUUACCACACAGGAACAGAAGAGGAAGAUGAAGGGGAUGACCUCUUGCUGGGGUCUGUGGAUGAGUUCUGGUGGUUUCCUCACAUGUGGAGUCACAUGCAGCCUCAUCUCUUCCACAACGAGUCAUCCCUGGUGGAGCAGAUGAUUCUCAACAAGGAGUUUGCACUAGAGCAUGGAAUUCCUAUCAACAUGGGCUAUGCGGUGGCCCCACACCACUCAGGGGUUUACCCAGUCCACAUACAACUUUAUGAAGCUUGGAAGAAAGUUUGGGGGAUCCAGGUCACAAGCACAGAAGAGUAUCCACAUCUUAAACCUGCACGAUACAGACGAGGCUUCAUCCACAAUGGCAUUAUGGUGCUCCCUCGACAGACAUGUGGAUUAUUCACCCACACAAUUUUCUAUAAGGAAUACCCAGGAGGACCUCAAGAACUGGACAAAAGUAUCCAAGGAGGGGAACUUUUUCUCACUAUCCUUUUAAAUCCCAUCAGCAUCUUCAUGACCCAUUUGUCCAACUAUGGGAAUGACCGCCUGGGGUUAUAUACCUUUGUGAACUUGGCCAACUUUGUGCAGAUGACUAACCUGAGACUGCAGACUCUGCCUCCCGUGCUGCUGGCUCACAAGUACUUUGAGCUCUUCCCAGAGCAAAAAGACCCUCUCUGGCAGAAUCCAUGUGAUGAUAAGCGACACAGGGACAUCUGGUCCAGAGACAAAACUUGUGACCAUUUACCAAAAUUCCUUGUGAUAGGACCUCAGAAAACAGGGACAACUGCACUUUAUUUAUUUCUACUUAUGCACCCUUCCAUCAUCAGCAAUCUCCCCAGUCCAAAAACAUUUGAAGAAGUUCAGUUCUUUAAUGGAAACAACUAUCAGAAGGGAAUUGACUGGUAUAUGGAUUUUUUCCCCAUCCCCUCCAAUAUUACCAAUGACUUUCUAUUUGAGAAGAGUGCCAACUACUUCCAUUCAGAGGAAGCUCCCAGAAGAGCUGCAUCGCUGGUCCCCAAGGCCAAGAUCAUCACCAUUCUUAUUGACCCCUCAGACCGAGCAUACUCCUGGUACCAGCAUCAGCGAUCUCAUGAGGAUCCAGCUGCCCUGAGGUUUAAUUUCUAUGAAGUUAUUACAACAGGACAUUGGGCUCCAUCAGAAUUAAAAACUCUACAGAAGAGGUGUCUAACCCCUGGAUGGUAUGCGGUCCACAUAGAGAGAUGGCUAACUUAUUUUUCUUCUUCUCAGUUGCUAAUUAUUGACGGGCAACAGUUGAGAUCUGACCCAGCUACUGUGAUGGAUGAAGUGCAGAAGUUUCUGGGAGUUACUCCUCAUUAUAAUUACUCAGAAGCUCUCACAUUUGACCCUCAAAAGGGCUUUUGGUGUCAACUACUAGAAGGAGGAAAAACCAAAUGUCUUGGGAAAAGUAAAGGCCGAAAAUACCCACCAAUGGAUCUAGAGUCUAGAGCAUUCCUCUCCAGUUACUACCGAGAUCAUAAUGUGGAACUGUCCAAACUUCUGCACAGACUGGGGCAACCUCUGCCAUCAUGGCUGAGACAGGAACUGCAGAAAGUAAGAUAGCACCAAAAAGAAGGACCCCAGCUUCAUAUGACAAUUAUCUUUAUUAUCAAGAAUAAAAAACAAUCUACACCUUAUACUUUCUCAAUGCACUUGUGAUUGUCAGUUGAGGACUUUGUGAAUAACCUUCUCUGUCUUUCUGAAAAGAAAUGGAAAAAAAAGAAGAGAAGAGACAAGAAGAGAAGAGACAUGAAGUGAAAAGAAAAAGAAAAUCUAUAUAUGCACACACUGACAAUUACUAGCAUUGAUUAAUCUCUGUCAACUUUUGGAAAACAAUGCAGAGUUACAUGGCAUUAUUCAAUAUCCAGUCUUGGACUCAUGAUAUAUUCCAGUUUCUCCGUUAACCAGAAAAUUCCCAAAACUGAAUGUACAAUUGAUAGCCUUCAUCAUUUUUGAGGGUCUAAUUAUAAUCUGUCAGGCUAGGAGCAAGGGCCCCAAAUGCCUGUCAAUGUAUUUUGAGGUUGGGAAUAACCCAGUGUCCGAAUUCAGUGGCUCACUGUUUCUUUUCCUUCAUAUUAUCCAGUCAAUUUUGGUAUAAUUUGUAAAAAAGAACAUCUUCUCACACCAUUUUUUAAAAAUUUAAACUUCCAUGAUUUAUGGUCACCAGCCUCUCUAGAGCAUUUCUUUCCAUGUGGCUUGAGACUCUCAAUGAAUUCUGCUGAUUUACUAAAGAAUGUGAAGUACACCCAGCACACAAAGACCCCUUUCUCCUUUUGCCCUUGGAGGAAGCAGGCUGAUAAAAAAUGGUGUGAACGUUACUUAAAGUGCUGCAACUUUCCUGUUGCUUUUUAGCUUUUUCCUGACACUCCUGAAGAGGUCUUUCGUUGUGGUUGUCUAUAUUCCCCAGGGCCCAAGAUUGUGGUUUGAGAUGUAGUUUCAUAUGGAAAUGUCAUAAUGUCACUGGUGGAUGUGAGAUAAUCAUUAAAAGGAACCCAAACCCAAGCAAGCCAUUAGCCUAGUUAUUUGCACAGUAACAAUGGCACAUAUAUGAGUGAAGUGGAAGAGCAGAAACCAAAUCUUAUUUUUAGAAAGACUAAGGACAUUUGGAUCUGUUUAAAAGUAUCCUAAAACACAUGCAUCCUUUAUUGGAUUUUCUCCCCUAUGGGUUUUAUUUUGUUAUUGUCAUUAUGAAUCUAUGAUUAAAAUACAUCAUUGAAAAAGAUCAGGAUUAUAAAAAGAAAGAAAAUACCCUCAAGAUAAUUUAUUUACUCUGUCCCUUUAAAGUUUAUUUUCUCACCAAAUACCUUGUUUCUGAGACCACUUCAUUCAAAAACUCUUUGUAGAUCAAAGGAUAUGCCCCUUUCUAUAUGGGGUAUCAUUGUUCUUUGAAAAUUCUAGAUGGGUAUUAUUCUACCUACCAUCGAGAUUCCUUUUAAUCCCAUUAGUCAGCUGAAGUUUAAUGUGGUUUUGUCAAUCUGCAAAGUGCUACCUACAGAUAAAAUUACCACAGGCCAACAAGACAGGCUUCCUUUAGUAACAUUAGCCAUCAACACAAACUUUAUGCAGAAAAGUUUUAUUGUGGGCCAAGACUUUUCUACACUGGCUGUAAACUAGGCUGUGAAUUAAUACUGUAAACAAUUUAAGUAAUUUUGCUUGUAACAUUAUUUAUUAUGUAAGUAUUGGUAACUUGAAAGACCCAUUUUUGAGAACCCGACCAAAUUUUUUUUUAAAAGAAAGAAAAAACAAAUUAGUCCAUUUGUUAAUAGAAAUCAGUCAAGUUUCAUUUUUCCUUUAUUUUCCCCUGAAGUAAAUCAUGAACCUGAUUUCUGAAUUGUAUCAUAUAUUUCCUUAUCAAUGUGAUUGGGGUAAGGAGGGUGAGAAUUUGGAUUCUUAUUUGUUCUAUGAUAUCUAGUGAUAUCUAUAAGCUUCUGAUAUUUUGGAGACAUUCUAAUGGUUUUUGUUGUGCUUUUUUUUUUCCAACUCAGCAAACAUACAUUGAAUACCUUCUUAACCAUACUAGAUAUGGAAGGAUACAAAGAAAAAUAAGACAUGGUCUCUACCUGCCAGGCAGUUUAUAACCUGGUAGGGAUUAAAAAGCAUGAAAUCAGAAAUCAGAGAUUUUGAACUAAAAGGGAGACCAGUAGGUGCAAACCUCUUGGUAUUUUCUUUUUUGAAAUAGGGAAACUGAGGCCCAGAGAGGCUACAUGACUUGCUCAAUGUCACACAGAUAAUAAGUAUCAUAGGUAGGAUUGAAACCCAGAUCAUCUGACUCUGGAACUCCUUGUAUCACUGGACCAUGUUGCCCUGAGGGUGUGCUCUUUUCUAUUCAUCAUCUUUUGCUGUGUGGCUCAAUACCCCUGCUGCAGUAGUUUAGGGGACUGUGGCUGUAUUGUUUUAACUCAAAUGCAAGCACCUAGCAGGACUCUGCCACUUUCUGAUGCAUGUAUUUCUGUCCUCAUGUUUCUAGAAUUAAAUGGACUGAUUUAUUAGUCAACUCUGCUUAUAAUCAUAAUUUUUUCUGAUGAAAAGAAGGUCAUUUUUAAAUUUUUUCCCACAUGGGAAAAAGGGCAUAUUUUAUAUUAUAGCAAUAAGGGAAGAAGGGAGAGGAAGCCUUUACACACACACACACACACACACACACACACACAAAUAUAUGUAUGUAUGUAUAUAUAUGCAAACAUAUAUAUACAUAUACAUAGUAUACAUAUAUUCAUUUCUAUAUUCCUCACUUAACUCAAUCACUUCAACUGACUACCAGUUUUGGGAAAAAAAUCACUGUAGUUCUGUUUGUUUUUUAUUUGAAAAAAAUGAUGCAUAGGGAAUAAUUCAUGUAUGAAAUCUAAGAAAAAAUUCUUCCCCUUAUCACUAUAUCAUCUCAGAAAAUUUCUAGGUUUAAAUAUAUGUAUAAGUAUACAUAUAUAAAUAUGCAUGCAUAUGUGUGUAUACAUGUAUGUAUGUAUAUAUGGAUAUGGAUUGUACAUACAUGCAUAUAUCCUGUUUGAUAAUUAAACAGACCAAAAACAUUUUAUUAGCAUUGUAUAUAGAUUAUGAGCAUAAUAUUUUACAUUCAUGUAGCACUUAAAAGUUCACCAAAAGUCUGUGAAAUAGGCAAUACAAGUAUUAUCACCCCUCUCUUAAGAGAGGGCUCAGUGAUAUCAAGUGUUGUUCCCAAGAUCACAUGGCUAAUAACCAGUAUCUGAAUUUAUCCUAAAAGCUAUUUCCAACUCUGUCAAAUAUUCAGCAUAACUUCCAUAUGAUUUUUAACAGGGCAUGAAGUAAUUGCAAGUUCAGUUAAUCAAGUGUUUUGAAAUUUCAGGACACUAUAAUUUUCCCACUGGAUAUUUCAAGAUUGCAUAGUCAAAGUGAAAUUUAAGUGAUUAUUAAUAUUUUAAAUAAGCCCUAGCCCAUUUCCUUGAUUCAAUUAUAGUUAUAUUCCAGAUAGAAUCUACCAACAAUCCCUCAUACAAUCUUGAUCACGGUUCCUUCUCAAAGUGCUAUUAAAUUUUCUUAAAAAUUAAAGUCGCUUGAAGCGGGGGUGGGGAAUGUGGGGACAGAGGAGGGAGAUAGCAUUCCUAAUCACAUGUACAAUGGUCUAACUCUAAAUUUCUAAAAACACCUCUGAGGCAUCACGUGGAUGUUUUGAUGUAAUGGACAAAUAUUAUGGUUAAAAAUGUCCUGUCUCUUAAAUGCUCGUCAAGUAACUCUGGGGAUGUUACAUGGAAUAUAAACAUAGCAAAAGCAAAUGAAAAUUGUGUGAAUAGGUCCUUUUUUGUUUUGUUUUGACAAAAGCAGGUCAUUUGCCUAUUUGAAAUCUGCAUCCAAUUUUUAAAGUUAAACAAUUAUAUUGAUUUUGUUUUCUGUUUUGUUUUUUUUUCUUGCAUUUCCAAUUCAUCAUUUCAGUGUGUCCAUAAGUAUCCAAAGCAUCUAUCAUAAGGACUGAAUAUGUAGUUUCCUUAUAGAAUUUAGUUUCAUAUAUAGGCAUAUAUAACAAAUAUAUGAAUACAAUGUUUAUGUCAUAUGUAUAUAACAUAUAUGAAACUAAAUUUUAUAAUUUGUUUUCAUAUGUAUGUCUAUACAUAUACAUAUGUACAAAUAUAUAUUCAUACAUAUGAACCAAAUUUUAUAAGAAACAAAAAUAUUAUCUCAAGUGCUCAUUGUUCCAGAGAUUGGAAAUCUUAUUAAAUCUAGGCAGCACUGUUUGGAAGUACCUCAAAAAUAAUGCCAAGCAAAGAUUCUAGACAUGAGCUAACAGGCUUCCUACAAGAUUUUCUAUUGACUAUGGAAAUGCAGCUUAACUCUA
Dromiciops gliroides (monito del monte) is the source of this 7581-nucleotide messenger RNA. RefSeq names its product N-deacetylase and N-sulfotransferase 4 (gene NDST4). Gene Ontology annotation, molecular function: heparan sulfate N-sulfotransferase activity; deacetylase activity. The record is from RefSeq and is a predicted model, not a curated record. Lineage: Eukaryota; Metazoa; Chordata; Mammalia; Microbiotheria; Microbiotheriidae. Gene Ontology annotation, cellular component: Golgi apparatus.